Trichobilharzia regenti is the source of this 393-nucleotide messenger RNA. The record is from the annotation of a GenBank genome assembly. NCBI's taxonomy places the organism in Eukaryota, Metazoa, Platyhelminthes, Trematoda, Strigeidida, Schistosomatidae.
AUGAAGUUAACAGAUGUUUGCAAUAAACUCUAUAAACGGUCUACAACUCACUUUCCAAACUUAGAAUAUUAUAAAUACGAUUACUACAGGACUCCUGUUCUUAAAAAUAGAGUAACUGGUAAAGGUGAUAAAACAAGAAGAGCUGUUUGUGUAGAGGAAAUGUUACUUAUGCUGGCUUGCUUAAAAGAAAGUGAUUAUGAUCAACUACCAUGUACACAAGUGAUAGACACUUUUAAUAAGUGUGUUCAAGUUAUGGAGGAAGAUAGAAACAUGAAGAAACGUAUGCGGAAGUCUGGUAUUGUGUUACAAUCUCAAGAUGCUAAUGAUUCAUCUAAUCGACUAUCAUCUGAACAAAUUACAAGACUUUUAAGACGUUUCCCAGAACCUGAAUAA